CUUUCUGGCUGGUGGGAGAUAUUAUCUUGUUAGGUUUUUACAGUAUGAUUAGUGUAUAGUUUCGAAACAAAUGCGGCAAGCAAAAGCCCAAACGACAGUUAAGCUUAAAUCUAACUAAUCUAGCUAACUAGCUAGUUCAUUAAACAUUAAAUCCAUAUGAGGACUUCAUCCACAGUGUGAAGUUAGUUGUUGUUCUGCUGGUUAACUGCUCGUAUGUGGCUACAUUUUGCAGAAUAGUGAGCUGUGUUAGCCUUACUUGACCUUUCACCCAGUCAGACACUGUGUGUCCAUGAAUGCACUGUUCUCCAUCAACUGAAGACCCCCACCUUCAUUGUCAGUUAGCUUCUCUCGAGCACGUUGUCAGUGGCAGGUCAUUGGGUGCCAAAUGUCCAUCUAGUCUGCAACUAAUGAUUAUCUUCAUUGUCGAUUAUUUUCUCAAUGAAUCAACUAGUUGUUUGGUCUACAAAAUGUCAGGAAAGGAAAGGUGAAAAGUGUUGAAUCAUUUUUUCCCAAAGCACAAGAUAACGUCCUCAAAAGUCUUGUUUUGUCCACAACCCAAAGAUAUUCAGUUACUCAAAACGGUUAAUUGAUUAUCAUGGUUUGGAAUUGACAUAUAAUCGAUUAAUCGUUGCAGCUCUAAUCUAGUGUUUCAAAUGCUCUAACAGAUUGAAUACAGAAGUACUGCCCUAAUGGGUUCCUAAUUAUCUGUGUGAAAGGUGACAGGUGUUUACUACCCCUGCACACUGCUUAUGGCGAACAUGUAAAACAAAUGUAAAAUUCUAAAAAUAGAAAACAAGUUUGGUGGCAUGUGAGGCAAUUUACAGAAGUUCAAAGAAUUUCAGUAUUUUAAGAAAUGUCUCUGCCUUGCCAGUGUAGAUUUUUAUGGUGGUUAAUUAUGCAUGCAUGAGCUCAGGUACCUGGGACACUCUAUAUAUAACUUUGAGUCACAACAUGAAAUAACUAUUCAAAUGUUCCUAUGACAAGAUUACUGGUUAUUGCUGAACAGCCACACAGCAAAGCCUCUCAGUAACACUUUACAUUCAUUCAAUUCUUUGUUUUGCUGACAGUUGUAUUGACGCCGUAGCUGUAUUUCAAUAAAGGCCCUGGUAAAGGGAAAGGACAUUCAGAACGUCACCACGGAGCUGAUAUGGCUUACUCACAGAUCCGCCUGAAAAUUCUGCCCAGUGCUCGUUGUCUCUUCAGCAAACGGGUGCAGGUAAAAGUGGAGGGACUUGCUCCUCACAAACCAGUUGAACUGAGGUCCAGACUGGUGGAUGACAGAGGGGUGAUUUUCAAGGCUUCGGCCCAGUACAAAGCAGACGAAGCUGGCCAGGUGGAUGUCUGCCGUGCGCCCUCUCUGGGAGGGAGUUACACCGGAGUGGAGCCCAUGGGUUUGUUUUGGGCCAUGGCACCAGAGACUCCGCACAAUAAACUCAUGAAGAAGAAUGUGCUCAGCCCAACGCUGGUGGAGAUAGAAGCGCUGAGUGGAGAGACCGGUGAACUCUUAGCCUCUGAAACCAACGAGAGAGGAUUCAUGGUCGAGGGGAUGAAGAGGAUACCUGUGGAGGAGGGACGAAUUCGAGGAGUCCUCUUCGUACCGCCAGGAAAGGGGCCAUUCCCAGGAAUAGUGGAUUUGUACACAUUUGGUGGGGGUCUCACUGAGCCCAGAGCCAGCCUCCUGGCAAAAAAUGGCUUUGUUGUCCUGGCACUGGCCUAUUACGGCUACAAGGAUUUACCAAAAAAACCAAAAUGCUUGGAUUUGGAGUACUUUGAAGAGGCUGUAACAUAUCUCAGGCGACAGCCGGAGGUUAAAGGUCCUGGGAUUGGCAUCAUAUCAAUCUCUCACAGUGGCGGUUUGGCUUUGUCCAUGUCAUCUUUCCUCUCUGGCAUCUCAGCGACCGUCUGUAUUAAUGCUUGCAUCGCAAACACUGUGAUUCCGUUACGCUACAAAGACAUGGUUAUACCUCCACUUACGCCCGUCAUUCAGAAUGUUAAAUUCACAGACUCUGGGCUUGUAGAUAUACGCGAUGCCUUACCAGACCCUGUCUUGGAAGAGAACAGGGCGUCAUUGUUGCCAAUUGAACGUGCCAGCUGCCAGUUCCUGUUUGCCGUUUCCGAAGAUGACCGCAACUGGAACAGUCCGCUUUUUGCCAAGCGGGGUGCUGAAAUUCUGAGAAAUCACGGCAAAGAGUCGUUUAAGGUGCUAACAUACCCCAAAGCUGGACACUUCUUGGAAGUCCCUCACAUGCCCUACUGUCCGUCAACGUUUCAUGCGGCAGUGGGGAGGGACGUGGUGUUUGGUGGGGAGCCAAAAGCCCACUCUGAGGCUCAGCUGGACCUGUGGGAAAAAGUCCAGGAGUUCUUCAAGAGCCACUUGGCCGCCAAGAGCACUUGAUCGCAAGCAGUGCUGAAUCAAGCUCCCAGAACGGCCGUCCGUGCCUCUGCUUAGCCUAGUCUUUAGUUUGUCAUGAAUUAAAGGAUAAAAUAUCUCAGAGUGCAUAACAUAAUGUGUCAGUUACUAAUCAUCUGGGAUAAAUCAAGCUCUCUGUAUAGAACACUCUUUGCCUCAGUAUUGCCAUUUGAAUUCUCAGUGUUGGUGGGAAAAGUUUUACUGCUUUUGCACCUGCAAAGGGCUAAUAGUUAUUAAGUAUUAUAUUUUGGUGUGGUAUUGUGAUGAUAUUGUCAUAUUUUUGCUGUUAAAAACAUUUUGCAGUACAAAUAGAUCUUUAAAAACUAAAUGAGUGGCAGAUAGCUACACUGAGCAUUAAUAUGACUUUGGUUUGUGAUUCUCCAUACAUUUGCCUCAUUAUGAUUUAUAUUGAUAUUAGAAAAAUAGUCUUAAUAAUAAAAGUACAUAACAAUUACAUGAGCAUGUUUCAGCCUGUCAUUGUAAUGCCUCCUCUUGCACCGAUCAGUGCGGUUAUAACACAGUUAAGUGACAUUUAUUUGUUUCCCAGAGUUCAGUUAGUGCAAAUGCCGCCAUCUAGUGGCAGCUCGGCCUUCCUACGUUUAUCCCCACAUUUUCUCUAACACAUAGCAAACGUGAGAUAAUGUUUUGUCAGAUACAAAAUGUAUGUGCAGCAGAGGGGGAGGCGAGCUUUCAUGAUGAGAGACUGAAACGAAAGCAUGCAUUUUAGAUGGCGUGAAUCCCA
Chelmon rostratus (copperband butterflyfish) is the source of this 3152-nucleotide messenger RNA. It is a transcript of the gene acot20, whose product is annotated as acyl-CoA thioesterase 20. The record is from RefSeq and is a predicted model, not a curated record. The transcript has 3 exons. Lineage: Eukaryota; Metazoa; Chordata; Actinopteri; Chaetodontiformes; Chaetodontidae. Bases 1148 to 2395 code for a protein of 415 amino acids. Gene Ontology annotation, molecular function: fatty acyl-CoA hydrolase activity. Gene Ontology annotation, biological process: acyl-CoA metabolic process; fatty acid metabolic process.